GGAUUUCGAGCAUGAGGUGCACUUAUAUACAUGCAGGAGCCACAGUUGUGCCUGGAGAGGGCGGGGCCGGUUGCUAAAGUUGCAGGUGGUGUGGAUCCGGAAGCAGGAAGCAGUCUGAGUUCCCAGGACCCUGAGACCUGUCUAGCUGGGGGAUAGGAGGCCACUGGAAGCACGUGAGAUUGAAGGUAGCCCUGCUAGAGAGAGAGGGUGGCUCCUGUGGAGAUGUCUGCUGAAGACUUGAGACAGGAGCUGGAGGCCACUGCAGAGGAAGUGCUGGGGAGGCUUAAGAGCCGCCAGCUGUUCCAGUCUGAAUGGGACACCGCUGCCUUUGUGAUCUUCCUCAUCUUCGCUGGCACUGUGGUUGUGUUGCUACUGAUGGUUAUAGCUCACUGCUGCUGUUGCUGCUCCUCCUCCCCUAAGCCCAGGAAGGUGAGCCCUGGGAAGGAAAAGCUCAAGGGUGUGGAUAACUUGGCCCUGGAACCUUAACCAUAGUCCUUGGCAUGGGUCCUGGCUGGUGAUAGUAACAAAGCUUGUUUGCCAAAGUC
Molecule: messenger RNA, 545 nt
Organism: Nannospalax galili (Upper Galilee mountains blind mole rat)
Lineage: Eukaryota; Metazoa; Chordata; Mammalia; Rodentia; Spalacidae
Gene: Smim22
Product: small integral membrane protein 22
Exons: 5
Coding region: 223-486 (87 amino acids)
Biological process (GO): regulation of cell population proliferation
Source: RefSeq, a predicted model, not a curated record